Volvox carteri f. nagariensis is the source of this 773-nucleotide messenger RNA. RefSeq lists its product as uncharacterized. The record is from RefSeq and is a predicted model, not a curated record. The annotation marks the transcript as partial. Lineage: Eukaryota; Viridiplantae; Chlorophyta; Chlorophyceae; Chlamydomonadales; Volvocaceae. The transcript has 4 exons.
UUUUAGUUGCAUAUUUGAGGUUUAUUGCGCUUAUUCUCCUGCUGCUUACAGACGAACCUUACCCCUUGAAGUGUCCUUACUACAGUCCCCCUGCGCCCAGUGCCUGCGUUACUUGAAUUCACCUAUUGACAAUGAAGACAGGAUACCAAAGCUUGGUUAUUUCAUCGUCUCGCGUCCCUGCCGGAGAUGGUCGCACAAAUCAAAGCCUUGGAGAUGGAGAGCUGUCCCUUGCAACCACCGGGAGAUGCCAAGGUUCCAUUCCAGCCACCAAUAUCCAUAGUAAGAAUUGGAACAAGUCCACUCGGCUUGCAACCAUAUCAGCUCAAGUACUACAGGACAAGGAGAACCGCAGCCUUCCGGGAUCGAAGAAGUACCAGCACGUCAAGAGCAAGUUGGCAGAUUACAUCCGCCCUACCCACAAUCUCAAGCAAGCGGGUGCUGUUGAGGAAACUGGGGAAGCCUUCUCCGGAGGUGCUCUUCAAGCCUCGCCGGAUGUCCUGAAGGAUCAGAAGGCCGCCGUUAGCAUGGUCAAGGUAGAAUUGCAGAGGCAGGGGUUACAAGCCCAAAGGUCGCAUGGGCGCGGUGCGUCGGACGCCUCAGCUGGUCUCUCUGCCGAUGCGCAAGUGCACAGUCCUAUUGCGAGCACCGCGACUGCGGAUCACUGGUCUCAGGGCGCUAAGUCAAGCUCACCCAGCUCUUCCGACACGAGCGUUCCACGGGAUUUCGAUUUUUUGCGGAGUUCGGGUAGCACCGGAAGUGUCUCUGCUGGUGCG